AUGAUCCUCCUGCCCCAGAAGAGGACCUUGGCUACCCACUCCCUCAGGUACUUCUACACAUCCAUCUCAGGGGUACCAGAUUUCACAGUGGUUAGUGCGCUGGACGGCCACCAUUUUGAGUACUUUGACAGCGUAAGUCAGACCCUGGUGCCUCGCUCUGCCUGGAUGGAGCGGAACGCGAGCGAGUACCACUGGGAGCUCUUCAACGAGCCUCUCACCAACCAAUACCACGGCUUCAAAGCGCUCCUCGCCAACCUUCAGCAGCAGUUCAACCAAUCACAGCCGGACGCCGUUCACACCUUCCAGAACCUGUAUGGCUGCGACUGGGACUCGGCCAGCGGGCAUGAGGACGCGUACCAUCACCACGGUUACGAUGGGAAAGACUUCAUAUGGUUCAACAUGAAGACUGGACCGAUCCCCAAGUGGGAGGCGGUCAUGCCCGAAGCAGAGCCUCUGGCCAGGAAGUGGAACAGCCUGACAAGAGAACUGAAAUACUUGCGGUGGUACUUCAGUAAGGAGUGUCCAGAAAUGCUGAGGAAGUAUGUGAGCUACGCAAGGGAGACCCUGGAGAGGAUAGCACCUCUCUCCAUCUCGCUGUUCCAGUCUGCCCCCUACUUCCCAGUGAGCUGCCUGGCCACAGGCUUCUACCCCAGAGAAGCGCUGAUCUACUGGACCAAGGCCGGAGGGGAGCGCCAUGAGGACGUGGAGUACCGAGACACGCUGCCCAACCCGGACGGAACCUUCCAGCUGAGAUCUCUUCUCUCUGUCAGACCUGAGGAGUGGGAGAAGAGCAACCUCUCCUGUGUGGUCCAGCACCCAUCUAAGGUGAUCACCAACUGGACCAGACAUCCUACUCUAGCCCCAGGCCUCAGCCCUGGCCUGGUGGGGGUGGUGGGGGUGGUGCUCACUGUCCUCUCCAUUGUGAUAAAGAGUAAAUCCUGUGCUUAUCUGUUCAUUGCCUCGGGCAUGAGGGCAGAUCCUGACUACAUACAACCGUGA
Hypomesus transpacificus is the source of this 999-nucleotide messenger RNA. Its product is annotated as major histocompatibility complex class I-related gene protein-like. Gene Ontology annotation, cellular component: external side of plasma membrane. Gene Ontology annotation, biological process: immune response. Lineage: Eukaryota; Metazoa; Chordata; Actinopteri; Osmeriformes; Osmeridae. The record is from RefSeq and is a predicted model, not a curated record.